Molecule: messenger RNA, 2284 nt
Organism: Trifolium pratense (red clover)
Lineage: Eukaryota; Viridiplantae; Streptophyta; Magnoliopsida; Fabales; Fabaceae
Exons: 2
Coding region: 171-2141 (656 amino acids)
Molecular function (GO): protein binding
Source: RefSeq, a predicted model, not a curated record
UUAUUUAGGUUUGUGCCAAGUAAACAUGCCAUCAUUGUUAAUCCAAAAAAAUUUCAAACUUAAAUAUAUCCCUCACUAUCUUCCUCGCAUAUGUAAAGCAAUAAAAGAACUAAGCUAAAGCUUACUGGUCUAAGAAAUUAUCUCCAACCAAUUAAUCACUUCACAAAACCAUGUCUUCACAAAUGAAGAAAAAAACAUCAAUCCACCACAACUCUCCCAAAACUCCUUACAACACCAAUCAUGAAUAUGAUGAUACAACAGACCAUUCUCUACAUACUCAACUUUGUAACAACCCAUGUUGUUUCUUCUGCAUAAUGAAAGAACAAAAUCCAUCUCUAAGAAGAUCAAAAAUAUCAACAUGCUUCAAAGAAAUGCCUCAAAGAGACAAUCAAGAACAUGUCUUAGUCCUCAGUGGACUAUGGAACAUAGCCAUGACUCAACCCAACAAUCCAGAGUUUCCUUCUCUUGGUAUAUUCAACUGCUUGGCAAAUCUAAUAACCAAAGGUACAAAAAACAAAACUUGGCUUCACACAAAUCAAAAUAUAUACAUACCUUAUUAUGCUGCUCAUAUUAUUGGCUCUUAUACAAUGAACAAAGAAGAGUUUGCACAAAUAGCCGUUAAAUCGGGUGUUAUACCACCAUUGUUAGAACUUCUGAGAGGUAAAAUAAGUUGGGUUGAACAAAGAGUUGCUGUUAGAGCACUUGGUCAUUUAGCUAGUUACAAUAGUACUUAUGAAUCAGUGGUAGAGUAUGAAACAGAGUUGGUGAAAUUAACAAUGAAUUUAGCUUCAACUUGCUUAGAAAAAAUCUAUGUUGAAUUUAUAUCAGUUAAGAGAAGAGUUGAGUAUCAUAGAAACUUGCUUACCAGAGGUUUAGGUGAUUUAGAGAUGGAGAAUCGAAAAGCCGAAGAAUGGACUAGUCAACUUCAAUGUUGGUCUAUUUAUCUUCUUAACUGUUUUGCUUGUAAAGAUUAUAAUAACUCUUUGAAUCUCAUUUGCAAAAAAGUGUUUUUGAAUGAUUUGUGUGAUAUGUGGGGUGGAUUGAUGAAUCACACUUCACCAUGUGGGUUUGGACUCAUUAGAAUCAUUUGUUACAAUAAUAUUGGAAGGAAAAAAAUUGCUAAGUUACCAAAAGUUGUGGAAACUCUUUGUAACCUCUCAAGAUCAUGUGAUGAUUGGCAAUAUCUUGGUAUAGAUUGUCUUUUAUUGCUUCUCAAGGAUCAAAAUACAAGGUACAAAGUUAUUAAUAUUGAUAAUGUUGAUGUUGUUUCAUGUCUUGUUGAUUUGAUUGAACUUAGAAGCCUUGGAGAUAAAUCAAAUGUUGGUGACACAAUCACAAAGGUGCUAGUGUCACUUCUUGAAGAUAAUGACAAUGAUUGUAAAUUGAAAUUCUCGACGAAUCUUAUUUCGUUGAAUUUGAAGUUGGUUAGGAGGAAUAAGGAGAAACUAAUGUCAGAGGUAAAAUUGGAAGAAAAAAUGGUUACUGCGAAAUUAUUUAAGCAAGAAGCUAAUCAUAUGUUUAGUUUGGGAAGAGUAGAAGAAGCUUUAUUGAAAUAUUGUGAAGCACUUGAUAUUUGUCCAUUGAAGUUUAGAAAUGAAAGAAUGGUGAUUUAUAGUAACAAAGCUCAGUGUAAUCUUUUGCUUAAAAAAACUGAUUUAGCUAUAAGUGAUUCUACACGUGCUCUUUGUCUCUCUAAUCCAACAAAUUCACAUGGUAAAAGUCUUUGGAGAAGGUCACAAGCUUAUGAUAUGAAAGGAAUGGCAAAAGAGAGUCUUAUGGAUUGUAUAAUGUUUAUGAAUGGUUUUGUUAAGUCAAAUGAGAAUAAGAAUGUUAAGGUUUCAUAUCAUGUUGCUAGAAUGUUCUGCAAACAAAUGGAUGCCACGUGGCUAUUUGGUACUGCUUGUUCAAAGUCAAAGGUGAUACACAACGUUAAUGUUCCACUUGUGGAAAACACUUGUGAGAUUGAAAGGGAGCAUGAGAUUGAGAAUGAGGGUAACUAUGAAGACCAACCUUGUGAUCAAAAGACAAGUUUCAUGCCAGGUUUGUCUACCAUUAUUGAAGAACCUUUUCACGCUAAAGAAUCUAGUAGAAGAAAGAUGGAAAGAGCAAGAAGGAGAUUAAAGAAAGCUGUUGUAGAUUAAUUGAUUAAUGUAAGUUUUAUUAAACUAAAUUGGCUUGUUGCUUGUGGAUGAAGGGAAUCUUAUGUGCCAACUCGUAAAUUUGGACACUAGCUAGGUUAGAAGUACUUAAUUAGAAAUAUAUCUUGUGUCGGUACUUAUUAUUA